Messenger RNA from Sceloporus undulatus (fence lizard), 3572 nucleotides. It is a transcript of the gene TMEM222, whose product is annotated as transmembrane protein 222. NCBI's taxonomy places the organism in Eukaryota, Metazoa, Chordata, Lepidosauria, Squamata, Phrynosomatidae. The record is from RefSeq and is a predicted model, not a curated record. Bases 81 to 653 code for a protein of 190 amino acids. The transcript is spliced from 6 exons.
CCUCGCCCCCGGGCCGCCGUAUCCAGGAAGUGACGCCACGUCCUCCCCGGCCGCCUCGGCCUUCUCCCCGCCUCCUGGUAAUGGAGGAAGAGGAGGUCGAGGUGGGGAAGAUGAAGCAGUUUCCGGGCGGCAUCGCGGUCGGCGUCGGAGGGAGCGGGCUGGAGCCGGAGCGGUGCCGCUUCCCGUACUGCGUCGUCUGGACGCCCAUCCCCGUCCUCACAUGGCUCUUCCCCAUCAUCGGUCACAUGGGGAUAUGUACAUCAGCCGGAGUCAUCCGGGACUUUGCAGGCCCUUACUACGUCUCUGAGGACAACAUGGCUUUUGGAAAGCCUGUGAAAUACUGGAAGCUGGAUCCCAGUAAAGUGUAUACGUGUGGCCCUAAUGCUUGGGAUACUGCGGUGCAUGAUGCUUCUGAGGAGUACAAGCACCGUAUGCACAACCUCUGCUGUGACAACUGCCACUCACAUGUAGCCCUGGCCUUAAACCUCAUGCGAUAUGACAACAGCAGUUCUUGGAACAUGAUCAAACUGUGCUUCUUCUCCUUGCUAUAUGGAAAGUAUGUAAGCAUAGGAGGCUUUGUGAAGACCUGGCUUCCGUUUAUUCUCUUUUUGGGGAUUAUCUUAAUAGUCAUGCUGACUCUUCACUUGCGAUGAUGGAUGACAUGAGCCUUUCCACCACCCCCUUUAAAGCCAAGUAUUAAAAAUGGUGGCUUUUCAACACAGAAAGGUGUGGAGCUGUAUGGCCUGGAAGCCCUUGUGAAAGAAGUCUACUUGUCCUUCCUAAUAUCCAUUCUCCUUUUAUCCUAUGGGACCUUCCCCCUUUCUUUCAUAGUUCUUGCCUUUGAAUGUAUCAGGGGUGGGGUGGGGGACUCCUGUACCUUGCUUUUGCCAAAACUCCCUCAUGACUGGAGAGUCUUAUGUGGUUCCCCUGUCGUAGUUGCCAGGGUUGGUUGUCAGGUUCCCUAAUCUCUCAGGGAGAGGUUCUUGAUUAAUUAGACAUGACUGUCCAUGGUCACUUUGCAUGGUGGAUGGGUGGGUGGGAGACAGUGUUGCAUUUGCUUGCACUUUCUAGGAAUUGAAAUUUGCAACAUUCUUGGGUGUAGCACUUUUCCAAAAGUUGAGUACCUCAAUACUGGUAGCCUCCAAAUUAAUGAAUGACCUCAUAGUACAUGUAGAGUGGGUAUCUUGCCUAAGAUGGAGUGAUUUUGUUGCUACUUUAGCAAAUAGUACUAUUUAGCAAAUAGUACAGUACUGGACUUGUAUUUUUUCAUUGUCUUGUUCAUUGCAUAGAUUAAAACAUUAUUUGGAACUGUUCUUCUAAAAGCAGCUGAGUUCUCAUAAGUUCCCACCAGCCGAAUUAAGCUAUCAUUGGUCCAGUCUUUGUGACUGCUGCCUUUGAGUUAUCCACAGCUCAUGUUUUGGUGAGUUUUAUAGAGACAGCCAAGUUCCCUUUAUAAGUACUAUAAUUCCCAAAAUUCUUCUGUGUAAAGAAGAGAUAGAGACCAACUUCAUAGUUAAAGUAUUUGGUUUUUAAAAUACAGCAAUGUGCUUACACUGUGCCUUGGAAGACUCUAGAAGCAACAUCUGAUUUUUCCCACCAAGAUGACAGAUGCUAGAAUGUCUCCUAAUAGUAGGGAGUGUGUUUUGAUGUACAGACAGUAUAGAUAAGUACAGAAUAAUUAGAUUUAUAUUCUUCCAUUCUUCUUCUGGGUAAUUUAGAAGAAGAUGAAUGCAUUUCUUUACUAGUCUUCUUCUGCCUUCCAGUUCUAUAGAGAUUUAAUUUUGGCCUGUGGUUUUGUCCAUGUUGCGAUAGAAAGGGAGGGCUCUUUUGGUCCAUCCUUGUUAACAUAAAAAGGCCACAUUUCACAUGCUAAUCUUUAUCCUUUUCCAGUCCUCUUUAGUACACACACUGGAGCACUAAGUGCUUUGUGCUGUGCUAAGGAGAAGCAAUACCUACACCCCAUAUUGUAAUGGAGCAGGUACUCCUGGUGUCUGUCACAUUCAGCCAUUUGGUGCUGUAGGAAGCCGAUCAAUAAACUCUAGGCUGAUUAGAAGUCAAAGGUCUUACAUCAAAGUGAAUGACCUGUGGUGUGUCAUCAAGCUAUCCCCAGGCUGCCUCCCUUGCUCCUCAGCAGGGAUUCCACUUCUUAUAGAAAUAAUAGAUGGAGGUCGGUGAACUGAGAAAAUCCUCCCCCACCCCCUUUCCUUUUCUCUUCUUUUACAGUGAGUUGCCAAAAAGAACUCCAGGAUGCCCAAACAAUUCUCAGAACUGGUGAUCAAAGCCAACUUCCUUUCCACAGUAGCAAUAGUUUUAACUUGUGUUUGAGUCAAUUAAAAAGUGCUUUCUUGACUCUACAAGCAUUGCCAAAUAUUAAGGCUGGCAGUAGUAGCAGGAGGAGCAAAGAUAUUAGAAAUGCCAUCCUCUCCCCAUCCCUUGUAGUAUAUUUUUGUGUUUUUGAUUCCACGUGGAACAUACUGCUUAGCAAUAAAUAAACAACUGUGAGGGAACUAAUUUAAAAUGCCAAAAGGUUCAAUGCUCAUAUCUACUCAGGCUGCAGGUGUAGGCAAAACGUAGGCUGUCUUGUUUUUUACUGGAAUUUGAAUCUGGCAGCAAAGGUUUUGCAAGCUGUCAUUUAAGGCUGGCAAUGGUGAGCAUAAGACCCUGGUUGGAAGCAUUGGUUUUCUUUCUCUGCCGUACUCCACCAGUUGCUGGAUUUCUGUAAUAGGUUCUGAAGCAUUGCUGGUUGACUGAUCUCAGCCCUUUUGGGCAUCCAGCUUGAAAGCCUGCCUGUGAUUGCUUCAUAGUGGGGUGAUGUGAAAUAAGACCUAAAAGUGAAUUGGCAUGGCCAUAGGAAAAUAUGGGCAGAGAAUGACAUGUAGUAGUAGAAUUGCACUCAUGGGAUCUUUACUAGUGUGAAUCCAAAUGUAUCUAGUCCAUAUCCUUGCUAUGUGAACUAUCCUUCUUUCCUUGACCUUCCCAGUAGCCACUUGUCUUCAAACAGUGCUGGUGCAGUUGAAUGCCACCUCUUCCCAGCUGUUUUGUGAGUCCCCAAAUUCCUGUUUGGAAAAAACUCCAGUAGAAGGAUUUCGAGACCCUGUGAGUUGAUCGUAGUGUGCAGUGCAGUGGAUUUCCAGUGCUUGCACACAACCACUGUCUGCAACUUCAUGACAAAAAAUGUACUGAUUGUGUAGAUGCUGUGAAAAACUGCUGUGUAAUGUCACAGUGUGCUGCAGUCUGCACAAACUUCCCAUAUCAGCAUCUUCUGAGUUGGAGUUUGAGGUCCAAAGUACAUCUCAAAGAUGUGGUCACUGGUCUACAUGAGACACUUUUGUUUAUGUUACAUUUAGUCUUUUGUUUAAACCUCUGUGUUUCUACUGUAGAUCUGCUCUGUGUUCCCACUUGGGGGGGUUUUCUCCCUCUUCUCCCCCUCUACUAGUUAUUAGCUAGAUGGGCCUCUGUCCUUUGAGUAGGUUCUCCAAGGGGUUUACUUUGUACAUACUGAACUUUGCUGCUCUGAUUUCAUAAUCCUGAUGGUGAAAAAAUAAAUGCAUUUCUGUGAAUGUCUCCAAGCA